AUGGCUGCUUCAGGGGCAGCAUCAUCGCCUUCAAGCAUUCGCGGCAGUCAUAUGCUGGCGGUGGAGGAGGUGCGGCAGUCUUUGCAGGACUCCAUGCAGGAGGUGCUGCGUGGCGGUGCCCGUGGCGCCCGGUCCGGGCUGGAGAAGAUCGAGGGGAGCAUCUGGCAGACGUACCAGGCCCUCCCAAAGAAUGAGUUCGGCCACAUCGGCCCACGGGCGGUGAGGUAUUUGGUGCAUAACUACUUUGCCAAGGAGCACGGCUGGCUCAUCAAAGGCCUGGAGCCGCAUGGCCACCAAACCGAUGUCUCGGAGGUCCACGAGGUGAACAUUCUUCAGGACAAGGCCCCGGCCCUUGUGGAGUCCCUCCUCGAAUCCCAGCGCGCAGGCCGAGGCCUCGCGCUCCAGGACGCCGUGGCCAUGGUGGCCACCCUCGAGCGCCUCAUCUUUGAUGAGUCCGUAAUCCUGCUACACGCGGCUUACAAGCUUAAUUCCAUGAUGCCGGAGGAGCAGCUGGAUGAGCAAGCCAUGCAUGAAGUACUCGCUUCGUAUUUAGUGCUCUUUGAAAUGGGCCAGAAGGCAGAUCUCAACAACACAGAGCUCCACCGGGCUCUCAAAGCUCGUGCAGCGGAAGUCUCCAGCAAUUGGCCUCUGCUCGUUGAGUUUGAGCGGGACUCUAUGCACAACCACCUCUACGCUAACAGGGAUACACGAAAUCCGUUCAUGCCUGUGGAGAUGUUUGACUUUGGAGAUGCUGUCAGCAUUGUGGAGGCAAUGGCGCAUGGCUACGGCAAGUGGCAAAAUACGGAGUGUCAGCAAAUGAAGCAGGAGUUGAUGGACCUUGACACUGAAGGUAAUGGCCUGGUGCCCCUGGGCCGGUUCUACUCGCAGCCGGAAAACGCGGAGUACCACUUCACAGAGACGCGGGAGUACCUGAGGCAGAUCGGUGCCCUGCAGGAAUCCAGCUCAGGGGACCUGCACGUGCGUAUCGCCAACUACAUGACAGGCCCCUCCAACUGCAUCGCAUCAUCUUCCUACUACUCGGUCUGUUGCCUGAACGAGUGCGAGAGCUUGAUGAACGAGUUGGAGGCCAAAGUCUUGGCUCCCACCACAACACCCCAGCGGCUGCUGAGCCUUGUGGUGAACAUGUCCUCCGCCAGUGUAGAUGCACCGCACACGAUCCCAGCCGCGCUGGAGCAGAAGCUCCGCCUCAUCGCCAAGCAGAACAGUGGCCAAAUCCCACUGCACGGCCGGCUCUUCGCGCAGUGGAUGCACUACGCUUUCCCGCACGAGUGCCCCUACCCGCAGAUCGCCGAGGAUGCCUCCGUGUUGACACCCACCUAUUGGCAGAAGGAGAAGGCCACCGUGAACAGAACGGAGAGGGCACAUCUUGCACGAGCUCAUGCAGCAUCACAAGUACGGACCUCAAAUCACUAG
Symbiodinium pilosum is the source of this 1434-nucleotide messenger RNA. The record is from the annotation of a GenBank genome assembly. Lineage: Eukaryota; Dinophyceae; Suessiales; Symbiodiniaceae.